GGGGGCUGAAGGAGUGAUCAUCAGGAAAAAAAAUUAAGAGGGGGAAUCGUCCGAAAAGGAUAAGGCCCCUGCCACCGUUAGCUGGGAUUUUUCCUGUAGAUAGCGAAUUACUGUCAGUGGUAAUACUGAAUUAUUCGAUACACGAUGGUGAACAAAAUAUUGCUAUUUUAAACAGCAUUUGCUAGCAACCUGGCUAGCUUUAGUACGGCUAGUGUGCUAGCCGCUCUAAACCUUUAAAAAACAAAGGCGUGUUUUUUUUUGUUUUUUUUAUAUAUUUUUUCUUGCUUUACCUCGAUGCAAGUUGGAGGGUUUAAAUCUAGCCGGAUAGCUCAGUGACUAAUGGGCAAUUUCACAGGCGCGCUCGGUUGCUAUUUGGGCGUAUUUUGGGCUUGGUUCUUGGGCGGCUAGGCUAAAAGUAAGGAGACUGAACCGAUGUCGCGACAGCCCAGCUUGUCCCGCCGUCUUCGGCACCAGAGUUGCUGAGCGCAGAGGAGUGUCUGUCCGAAAGGGAGACCGACAGCUACAGAAAGACAUCUUGCUUAGAUUUUUUUUUUAACGCAACACUAGAUGGAUUGCUAGCUAGUGCAUGCUACUGGGGCAAGAUAUCAGAACAGAGCAACGAGCGCAGACGCUGGGCCUCUUCCUUGGCCACUUGAACAUUGUCCCCGGUUCUCCCUCUUCCCGGUCGGCAGAGAUUCUUUCAGGAGACCUCGGUUUGAAGGGACUAGCCUAGCUACUUCUGAGCCAGGCCCCCACUCCAUCCGAGCUCCCUUGGUUUUUACUCCUCUUUCUUGUUUUCGAAGGGGGGUCACUAUACUAAAAUUAAGUGUGGUGCGUUGCGUCCCGUUGAAAUCGGGCUUCUAAAAUACAAAGGUGAUGACUUUAGAGUCCAUGAUGGCUUGUUGCCUGAGCGAAGAGGCGAAGGAGUCGAAACGAAUCAACGCCGAGAUCGAUAAGCAGCUCCGCCGAGACAAGCGCGACGCAAGGAGGGAGCUGAAGCUUCUUCUUCUGGGCACGGGCGAGAGUGGCAAGAGCACCUUCAUCAAACAGAUGCGCAUCAUCCACGGGGCCGGCUACACGGACGAGGACAAGCGCGGCUUCACCAAGCUGGUGUACCAGAACAUCUUCACCUCCAUGCAGUCCAUGAUCCGCGCCACCGAGAACCUCAAGAUCGGCUACAAGUACGAGGAGAACAAGUCCAACGCCAUGCUGGUAAAGGAGGUGGAUGUCGAGAAAGUGUCGUCCUUCGACCACCCCUACGUCAACGCAAUAAAGACGCUGUGGUCCGACCCUGGCAUCCAAGAGGCGUACGACCGGCGGCGAGAAUACCAACUGUCGGACUCCACCAAAUAUUAUCUUAACGAUAUAGACCGCGUCACUGUACCGGGGUACGUCCCCAGCCAGCAGGACGUGCUUCGGGUUCGAGUGCCCACUACCGGCAUCAUUGAGUACCCCUUUGAUCUGGAGACUAUAAUCUUCAGCUAUCUAAGCGAUCUGGAUCGCAUUGCGGAGCCCUCCUAUCUGCCGACCCAGCAGGACGUUCUCAGGGUCCGCAUCCCCACCACGGGGAUCAUCGAGUACCCCUUCGACUUGCAGAGCAUCAUUUUCAGGAUGGUGGACGUAGGGGGUCAGAGGUCAGAGCGCAGGAAGUGGAUCCACUGCUUUGAGAACGUCACCUCCAUCAUGUUCCUGGUGGCCCUGAGCGAGUAUGACCAGGUCCUGGUGGAGUCCGACAAUGAGAACCGGAUGGAGGAGAGCAAAGCCCUGUUCCGGACGAUAAUCACAUAUCCGUGGUUCCAAAACUCCUCGGUCAUCCUGUUCCUCAACAAGAAGGACCUGCUGGAGGAGAAGAUCAUGUACUCCCACCUGGUGGACUACUUCCCCGAGUUUGACGGCCCCCAGAGGGACGCCCAGGCGGCGCGCGAGUUCAUCCUGAAGAUGUUCGUGGACCUGAACCCCGACAGCGACAAGAUCAUCUACUCCCACUUCACCUGCGCCACGGACACCGAGAACAUCCGCUUCGUCUUCGCCGCCGUGAAGGACACCAUCCUGCAGCUCAACCUGAAGGAGUACAACCUGGUGUGAGGGAGACACCGCAGCCCCUGCACAGCACGCCCACACACACACAGCACGCAGACACACACACACACUCACACACACACACACCCGCCAGGCUAGGCCCACCCUCUACCCCAACGUCCUCUUCCUGAUUUUCAGGCCAGCUGAAGGCCCGGAGCUCGGUUGCCAAGCAACGCUACCGGGCUCCGCCCACCUCUCGCUCCCCGCCAAUCGGGAAAACCGCCGUCGCACCCGGCGCCACAGCUUCAGCCAGUUAGGGGCCCCUCUGCUCCCGUGACCUCAUAUUUCGGUUCUGCUUCGAUGCCAAGUCGAAUGGUGGUGAAAUUUGCACCCUCCCUUUUUGAGAAGGACGGGGGGGGAGGGGUUUCCAGGUUGGGGAGCAUUGUGGGUAGAUUUGCGACCGUGAUUGGGGCGGGGGUAGAGGUGCAUUUUAAAAGGCAUAGAACAGCUGGCUUGAAAACUGGAAGAUGCCCCCCUCCCCUCCUUUCCUGAGGGUGGGGGUAUGGGUGUUGGCUGAGGGAGGGAGGGAGAAAGGGAGGGAGGGG
Molecule: messenger RNA, 2624 nt
Organism: Conger conger (European conger)
Lineage: Eukaryota; Metazoa; Chordata; Actinopteri; Anguilliformes; Congridae
Product: guanine nucleotide-binding protein G(q) subunit alpha-like
Exons: 8
Coding region: 877-2085 (402 amino acids)
Biological process (GO): action potential; adenylate cyclase-modulating G protein-coupled receptor signaling pathway; phospholipase C-activating dopamine receptor signaling pathway
Cellular component (GO): heterotrimeric G-protein complex
Molecular function (GO): guanyl nucleotide binding; G protein-coupled receptor binding; G-protein beta/gamma-subunit complex binding
Source: RefSeq, a predicted model, not a curated record